Messenger RNA from Carassius gibelio (silver crucian carp), 2837 nucleotides. RefSeq names its product RIMS-binding protein 2-like. The transcript is spliced from 5 exons. NCBI's taxonomy places the organism in Eukaryota, Metazoa, Chordata, Actinopteri, Cypriniformes, Cyprinidae. The record is from RefSeq and is a predicted model, not a curated record. Gene Ontology annotation, molecular function: protein binding. The coding region runs from base 904 to 1515 and encodes 203 amino acids. Gene Ontology annotation, biological process: neuromuscular synaptic transmission.
GGCACCAUCCAGCUCGUCAGGAGCAGCUGGGGUUAGGUGUCUUGCUCAAGGACACCUCGACACUUGGUCAGGUGGAGCCGGUGAUUGAACCACCAACCUUCCGGUUUGUAGACAACCUACAUGAACCACUGAGCCACUGCCGCCAAAAGAGUCUUAUGCUCACCAAGUCUGGAAGUCUUACUAAAUACUGUGAAAACAGUAAUAUUGUGAAAUGUUUUUGCAAUUGUGUAAAAUAUGGUAAAUACACCAAAAAUUCCAGAUUUGAAUAGAAUAGAAUAGAAUAGAAUAGAAUAGAAUAGAAUAGGCUUUUUUACCUUACCAGUCAACAGUAGAACAGUUAGUCAAGUUCUCUCCCAUAACAUGACAUUUAUACAAUAUCUCCACAAUGUUUUUUUGGUUUCCUUAGGUUGACCCAUGCAAACCUUGUUGACUGUGAAGGACUGUCCUGAAAAGUUGAAAGGGACUUGCAGGGUUACUUCCGUGACUCUAAUGUGUUUAAGAGCUAGCUCUACUUGACACAGUUCAGAACGGAUGGCUCAGCUAAUCGGCAGGACUGUGCACAGCAGGACUGGUCCAAAUCCACUGGCAGAGUGUUAUUCCAGUUCCUCAAUGCUUCAAGUCCCUAUCACACCAUGAUAUGAAAUCUGUUCUUUCACUAAAGAGUUUUGUAUACUGUCUUAAAAAACUGACUUGAUAACCAUUUGCCGUGUCAGGUUUUCAGUUGGGGAUGUCUCAGGUAAAACUGGUUCAUUUCCUCCAAGAGGAUUAUUCUGAGGGCGAUUAGCCUGGCUAACGGCCUUAAUGCUCAAACUAUAGUGAGCAUAUGGGUGUUUGCUAACCACCUGUCUGCCUACUGAGGGGACAUCAGUUGGACAGUCGAAGGCAUAGAGGAAGAAGGCUGGAAUGAUUGGGCUGGAUGUCUAUCUGUAUCCAGACGGUCUUAGGGUUGCUACACCAGACGAUAUAGAGAAGUGGGAAUCUGAGAGAGAAAUGUUUGAACCGAAUGUGCGUCUCUUCGUGGCUCUGUUCUCAUACAACCCUGCGAUGAUGUCACCAAACCCUGAAACAAUGGAGGAGGAACUGCCUUUUGAACAAGGACAGAUCAUUAAAGUAUACGGAGAUAAAGAUGCUGACGGCUUCUAUAGCGGAGAGACGGGUGGUCGCUUCGGUUUUGUGCCGAGCAACAUGGUUUCUGAGAUUCCUGUGGAAGACGGAGAGCUCAAACUUCGUCUGUUUCAGCAGGGGUUUUUACCAGAGGAGACGCCUUCCAUAGCACCCAGCGAAACGUCUAGUGUGCCGGAUGGUGUGAAGGUCCACAGGAUGGUGGCCGUUUUCGAUUAUGACCCAUGGGAAAGUUCUCCAAACAUGGAUAUUGAGGAUGAGCUUCCCUUUCGUGCAGGAGACAUUAUAUAUGUUUUUGGAGAAAUGGACAGUGAUGGAUUUUAUUAUGGAGAUCUCCAUGGUUACCGAGGUCUUGUGCCAUCAAACUUUUUGCAACCCCUGCCUUGGGACUAAAGGAACUGAGCAAUCAGAAAUCAGGAACAGGAGAGUGACCUCAGAUUGUGAAUAGAACCCACUUUACUGAAUUCAACAGCAGCUUUGCUGUUUUUUUGUUGUUGUUUUUUUUAACCAUAAAACGUGUACAUUUCCUGUAAUGUUCAUGACGCAUCAUGGCACUAAAUGCAUUUGACCUUUCUACUACAUAUGCACUAUGCUAAGCAUCAAUUAAAUGCAUAAAAGGAAAUUAAUUUAUGAUUUAUACAAGAGCUUUUGGUAGCAGAUUUAAAAGAAUGAUAAUGGUAAUUUAAGAAUCAUUGUUUUAUAUUGUUUUAUAUUGUUCAAUAUAAUGUCUUUAUAUGAUUUGAGCUAUUUUUGUAACGUCCUUCCUGUAUGCAGCAACUGCACUGGGGUUAAUUUAACAACAGAAUGAUAUGAUUUACACACACAUACGCAGUUCAUUUCUUCAUUUUAUAACUGUUUCAUGAAUUCAAAGAUGCACAGUUAAAGACGAAUGCAUUCAAAAACAUCAUCACAUUACAAUCAGUAUUGAAACACCAUCUUUAUUAAUAUUUAAUAAACAAGACAUUCUGAUUCAGCAUCAUUUGGUUCUCCAUAAGAUCAUCCCUCGCCGCAUACAGUACACUCAUCCAUAAAGUAGGAAACACUACACUGUGUAGAGACGUUUAGUAGUGCUGUCUACUUUAUGAGUGACUGCACUGAUGUUCCCGCCUCUUCUCUUCUCUUCAUGCUCCAAUCCUUUCUUUGCACGCUUCCUCUUACCUCCAUGUGCUCCGAAUGUUCACUUUACAGCACUUUGUUAAACCUAAAAUGAAAAUUAGAUUGAUAUGUUGUGAUUAAAGAAGUCGGGUCAUGUUUUAUUAUGGUUGGAUGUUCGGCUGCAUCAGCUUUAAUUGUUCAUAGUGAGUCACUGCACUAAACUUCAUGAGGAAGUUUAGAAUCAUGAUUUUCUGCUAGCGCUGUUUUAAAAUUUUUUAUAUUACAUGUAUAAUUAACUAAAUUAUAUAAAAAAAAGAAAAAAAAAUGUAUAAUGCCUCCACUUUUGCUGCUUUGUAUAAAAAAAUGUAUGUGAAAUGCAUUGAAUGUGAACUAUUGGAAUUCGCUAUUAAAGCUUGAUCUAGUAAAAGAAAAAAGGGGGUUGAUGUUUUAAUUGAAAUAAAUUGACUGUAUUCACUUUUUUACACUUAAUUUCAAUUAGUAAGUUCUAGCAAAUUCACCUAAUUACAUUCACUUACUUCAAGUAGUUUACCAUUUAACCAAGUUGACAAAUCCAGUAAUUGAAAAUAGUCACAUUUAUCCAGUAUUUUAGAUUAAACAGA